GCAUUUGACCUGAAAAAUGCAAAAUCUGCAUUCUGCGUAGUCUGCAAAUUGUCUGCAUUCUGCAAUAAGUCUGCAGUGCAAGCCUUUACUGAAUUUACAAAAAUAGAGCAUGGGCCAUUGUUUUAAUUGUGGAGAUUUGGAGGCUUCAGCUUAUGUAGAAUUUGCUUGUGGGCAUAGUGCAUGCCAUGAGUGCAUGGAUGUUGUUGAAGACGAUUUAAUCCCAUAUUUAACAGCAAGAGAUGAUAUUUGCAAAACUGAACCCCCAUGUGUAAGCUGUCUUGAGAGCACCUGUUUUGAAUGUGGCGCUUGUUUCAAGAAUGAAACUGAUUUGUUUAAUGAGUACCAUUGUGAUGACUUUAUCGAGUUUUGGAAUUACUUUGAAUGCGAGCUGGUAAUGGUAAACCCAGACAUAGUUCCCCUUGAAUAA
Messenger RNA from Owenia fusiformis, 427 nucleotides. NCBI's taxonomy places the organism in Eukaryota, Metazoa, Annelida, Polychaeta, Sabellida, Oweniidae. The record is from the annotation of a GenBank genome assembly.